This is a messenger RNA of Aspergillus fijiensis CBS 313.89, 456 nucleotides long. RefSeq lists its product as uncharacterized. The coding region runs from base 1 to 456 and encodes 151 amino acids. The record is from RefSeq and is a predicted model, not a curated record. Lineage: Eukaryota; Fungi; Ascomycota; Eurotiomycetes; Eurotiales; Aspergillaceae. The transcript is spliced from 2 exons.
AUGUCCCUCAUUACCGAUGACCUCCUCCUGAAACUGUGGGAGCUAGACCAGACACAGCAGCCCGAAGAGCGAGCAUCAGCAAAUAGUGGCCGUCGGGGCGUGGACAUUACCGUCGAAAAUAUGCGCGAGGGGAUCAGUCUCGCGGUGCUCGUGUUUCACAAGGCCGAAGCAUCGGACAGAAGCCCUCGAGCUGUCGAGAGAGCGGAGGCUCGAGCGUACGAUGCUUGCGUGAGGUGUUUGGAGGCCCACCCUGACCGGGAAUAUGUGUACGCGUUCACGACAUUUGGGACCAGAGGUCGAGCAUGGCGGUGCGGUCGCGGGGAAGAUUUUUUGACUGCUUUAUUCGGGUCCCAGGGCUUGGGUGAGCCCGACCAGUACAUUGAGGUGCAUUCCCCGGAGGCUCGGCGGAUCAGUCAAGCUGUACGAAUGAUGAGGGCUGCGUUACCAGAUUAUUGA